Molecule: messenger RNA, 3512 nt
Organism: Sphaerodactylus townsendi
Lineage: Eukaryota; Metazoa; Chordata; Lepidosauria; Squamata; Sphaerodactylidae
Gene: LG02H14orf39
Product: linkage group 02 C14orf39 homolog
Exons: 20
Coding region: 1199-3073 (624 amino acids)
Biological process (GO): homologous chromosome pairing at meiosis; meiotic DNA double-strand break processing involved in reciprocal meiotic recombination; spermatogenesis
Cellular component (GO): central element
Source: RefSeq, a predicted model, not a curated record
ACUACAACUCUGACUUUCUUUUGUGUAAGCUUGCCGCACAUUGGGAUCCAUCACACGCACGCACACGAGGUAAGGCUUCUGCUGUGUUCUAGCCACCCAUGCCGCUCUGCUAACUACGAAUAGGGAUCAUUUCCAACUGCCAGGAGCACUUAUUCCAAUACAUUGAAAGUGGAUUAAAAGUGCAUUAUUCUGCAUGUGUGGAAGGGACCCUCCUGUGUCCCUCUCUUGCCUUGAAAACCCUAUGGGGUUUGUGUUAAGUCGGCUACCACUGCAGCGCUCUUUCCACCGGGUAGGUCCUUCUGUUGCAGUAAACACAAAUAAGGAAAAGGGAGUCUGAACCAUCUUCGGGACCAACCCUUAAACUGUGGGGCAGGUUUUUCGUGGGCUAGAUCGCAUAUGGGGAAGAUCUCUUCCACAUGGCAUUUGAAAUGCAAACGUUUCAGUCUGCGACCGGAUAUAAGUUGGGCUUUUCAAGUUCCAGGCAGUAAACAAACAAACAAACCAAUGCAAUGCAGUACAAUAAACCUUAAAGGGUUUAUUAGUGCACAAGAAGAGAAUGAUUAGUGCACAAGAAGAGAAAUACAAAAAGGUCAAAAGAGUAAAAACUAUAUAUUACACAAUUAAGAUCGCUUAUUAACAACCAGUUCAAGAAACCUUGCAGCCUGUUCUAGGAUGGCUCCAGGAUUGUUCUUUAAUCAAUAUACAGCCUUUCACUGGUCAGCUCAAAUAGAGCAAUAGUAGUGACAUUUUUGCCUCUGCAUAAAGGGGGCGGUGAUGCAAAAUAUGGUUCAGGGAUGCACCUUGCAAAUGCACAAUCUUGCUUGACGUGUUACUUUUUAAAAACCUUUCCCUGUCUUCAAGAGAAUAUUACAUCUGGCUAAAGAGAGGACCCAGCGGUAAAAAAAACAACCACCCACAACUAUAGGCAAAACGCAGCACGGGGGGCGUGUGAAAUUCUAUUGAUUUCAAUGGAAGCAUUAAGCGGCUGCGGUAAUCUCUCCCCCUUGCAAUAAAGGGGAGGUUGAAGUGAGGAAUCACAGCCAGGACCCCAUUGUUGUUGUUGUUGUUGUUGUUGUUGUGUGUGUUUUUUAAUAGGGAGAGGUUUAAGCGCGGGAUCGAGAGAGGUGGGCUUUAAUACGGGCUCAACCUGCCUGGAUCUGGAGUCCUGACUUUUUGGACAGCAAUAGAUGGCUAAGCGAUGGAGACCAAGCCAAGGGAAGGUUACAAAAUGAACGAUGAUGUUUUAAGCUCCCUGGACAAACUGCUGCUACAGUUUGUUUUUAAGCUUGAGCAAGCAUCUUACUCCAAAAAACAUCUGAGACAACAGAUACAGAUAUAUAAUGCUAACCUUGUCGGGAAAAAAGGCAAAAUAUGUUGGCUGCAGGAAGAGAUUAACAAGAAUGAGGAAGUGAUUGUUAGUCUUCAACACAACAACAGCAGCAAGAACUGUAAUGUUUGGAAACCAACGUACGUGAUUUUGAACAAACAUGAAGAAUAUUUGCGGAAGGAACUCCAGGACUGCAUGAAAACAACAGAAAAAGACAAGAACAUGUACCAGGAUUACAUGAAUCAGUAUGAAGAGGCUUUCAAACAGCACCAGUCAAAAUAUUUAGGAAUGGAAGGUGUCAAGAAGCAACUUGAAUUUGAAGAAAUACGAAAUCGAGUUCUGAGACAGUCCGAACUGAUCAAACAGAAAGAAUCUGAAAUAAUGGAUCUUCAGGAACCUGGUCAAUUUCAAUCGCUUUUGAACUGGGCAUCCCAAAUUGCUUCUUUGAGGCAGAACACAAAGGAAUCUCUUCAGCAUGUAAACAUCCUCAAGGAGCAAUCACUUGAACUAGACAACACAGCAGACGACCUGGAAAAGAAAUUGAAUUCUUUCAGGCAGCAACUUGAAAGGGUUACAGAAGAUCAAAGCCAUUGUGAAGAGGGAGAAGAAAAAAGUGAGAAAAAUUAUGAAAAGAGGAAGGAAUCUGAUAACAGCUUGUUCGAAGCAGGUGGUCAGGUGCCCGUGUUAAAUGAAGAACAUCAGAAAUAUAAACUAUUACAUUUCACUAGCGUCUCUCAGAAAUUUGUUCGAAGCUUACCAACUCUGAAGCCAUUAUUUCAGCAGGCAGAGACAGGUGUGCAGGAGAAAGAAGAUUCUGCAAAACAUCCAGCAGUGACCAGUAUGUAUUUCAGUCCUGUUGAAAAUGAAACACAGAAAUGCAAUGAUGCUGUAGGAACAUACCGUGCAAAACCUGCCCUGGUUACCUCUAUAACAAGCUUGCAAAAAGAAACACCAUUCAGGUUGACGGCUUAUCAGAGGCAAACAAGUAGCAAGCAAUGGUUGGGGACAGAGGCUGCAGAAACAGGCAAACCAGCAGAAAAAGAGAUGGACAUCACAGAAAAAGAAGUGAACAAACUGAAGAACAAUCCAUAUGUGUCACAAGCACUCAAGAUUUGCCUUUUCCUAGGCCGGUUCAGUUUCAGUCCCAGGCCUGCUUGGAUUCAGCAAGGUUAUAAUGGGGCUUUCCCCACUCACCUUCUGCUGGGCGCGCUCUCGGGGUUCCCCACGAGACCAAAAAUGUCAGGGGACGGAGGGACAGAACGUAGUGUUAAAUCGGCUGGACGUAAUUCUGCUUCAGAAGAGUGCACUGAAAACUUCCCAAGAAGCCCUGAGAGUGGUGUGAAGACACCGAGGUCUAGUGGAACUCCAUUUGAAGUACUUCCGGCAGAAAACGACGGAGUGAUUUCAAAGUCUCCCGCUUUUUCCUUUCUGAGUAGCUUUAAUGCCAAGUCACCAGGAUUUAAUUUCUUUGAUUCUUCUGUAUUUGGAACUGAACAGUCACCAGACCAGGCAGGGAAAAACUAUUCUGCUGGACAUCUAAAUCCUGUUUCCCCACACGAACCUAUUGGAGAUUUAUUUGGAAAAAUGGAAAGCGAGGAUUCGUUCGCCUUUUCCUUUCCAUCAUGUUCUUCUGUUCAAGAUGGGAAAGAUGAUUUCAGUUUCCCCUUUGCGUUUGGAUGUCAGCCUGGUUCCCAGAAAGGAUUUCAGUCUUCUUCACAAAGCAGAAAGACGUUUUCACUUUUUUAAUGGUUUGCAAUACCCAUAGCAAACAUUUUAUCUUCCUGCCUAGAAAAAAUAGAGCGGGGAAAAAGGGACCUAAAUAUUUUCAUCCAUGUGAUGAAAUUUUUGAAUCCAAUAUUAUCAAUUCUAAAUUGGUCCAGUUAAAACAGUUCAAAGUGCUUGGUUUAUUAGAAGUUUUCACUAGAUUUUACUUCACGAAACGCAUGUUAAUAUAACCUUCAAAGGCUCCAUUUGAACAUUUUCUUUCCAAAACUUCCAGUGUUAUUGAUUAACAAAACAGUCAGUUCAUAUAGCAAUACCUAAAAUGUGUUUUUUAAACUGUGGGCAGUUUGCCAAAAUAUUAUCUGUUAUAACAAAAGGAUUUUUUGUUAUUGUGGUGUGUUCUUUUCAGAGAUUUAAAAAAAAUUAUUUGUAUCAUAUUUUCACCACCACUAAAUAAAGUUAU